This is a messenger RNA of Peromyscus californicus insignis, 4930 nucleotides long. RefSeq names its product SRY-box transcription factor 17 (gene Sox17). The coding region runs from base 2849 to 4105 and encodes 418 amino acids. Lineage: Eukaryota; Metazoa; Chordata; Mammalia; Rodentia; Cricetidae. Gene Ontology annotation, biological process: heart development; anatomical structure morphogenesis; vasculogenesis. Gene Ontology annotation, molecular function: DNA-binding transcription activator activity, RNA polymerase II-specific; RNA polymerase II cis-regulatory region sequence-specific DNA binding. The record is from RefSeq and is a predicted model, not a curated record. The transcript is spliced from 2 exons.
UAGUGAAGAAACUGAAAUAUGGUCUACACACACUGCGGGCGGGUCUGCGGUGCGGUCGCCCCCAACACUCCUCUAAAAUAUCUGUCAAGAGAAUGGUCAGCAGAAGUUAGAUCUAGGUAAGAGGAUGGGAAGGGGGCCAGUUUCGGGAAAGCGCCACAUUUACCGAAAGAUUUGCUAAGUAAAGUGCUACCUUGGGACUCCAAGGGAGGUAGGUAAUGGGGAAGAAAAGCCAAAACGUGGACGCUCCGACUCCUAGUGCCUUGGGCUUUCUCUCAGACAGAUGAGUAAUCUCCAGGAACGAGAGCAAAUAACGGUGGGGCGCCCUUGGGCUUUCUUUCCCACCACUUUCUCGGUAUUCCAGGUUCCCUUCACCGAGCGAGAACAGGAGGGACCCAGGUAAAUUUGUGCAAAUACAUUUUCUAGACUUACUCUUGAAUUAACUUUCGGAGAAAUCAGUCAACAGAGAAGACAGAGAAAUGCGUUUCUGGACCCGGUACUGUUUUCAAUCUUCAUUCCAAACAAAACCCUUGGUUUAUAAAAGAUUUCACAGAAAGAGAAAAUUCAGUCCUGAGAUCUUUGAAAAGAUGUCUGUUAAGAGUCCACUGUGGAGGUCAGGGACUGUGAUACUGCGGAUGGGAGGCAGGAGGAUUACAUAGGGAGACCCUCUUUCAAAACAAAUAACAAAAAAGAAUUUUUCUUAAGAGCACCUGGCUAGGGGAUUAAUUUGUAAUAUUGUUCUCUACCCCUAUGGUUUCCUUACUUACACAUUUGCAAUGCAAUUUUGUUUUACUUUCAAGCCAAUAUGCUUUUCAGAAAAACAUAAAGCCUUGAGGAAAAGCACAUCAUCAGUUAAAUUUAAGACCAAUGACUUUCUGAUCACCAAUUAAAAAUAACGUUUUCUCUAAUAUCUUGAGGCCGAUUUGCCCCCUCCCCUUUCGUAAGAACUUUCCAGACCUGGAGCUUCGAGGACUGCCACUGUUGCUGCGGCAUGGCUACCAGCUGUAAACGGGAUGGAGAUUCACCGUUGCUUUACAACAUAACACAUUAAAGAAAAACUGGCUUUCAUACCCAGAGUUCUUUGUAGAAAAAGUAAUUCCAGAAACUGCAGGCCAGGAGUUAGCAAAAGCUCCGUGCUUUUUGGGACCUGCAGGAAGCCAGACUUGUUCUCUGAAACAACACUCAAGAAAGCCUCAAUCAGUUCUCCCCACAGACACACGCAGGACCACCCCAGGCGGAGGAGUAAGUGAUCCUUUUCAACUAGCCCUUCAUAGCAAACAAAAUCUGUUUUGGAAACUACUAUGUUGAGUCCCCUUCCUCCCUCCCUCGCUCCCUCCUUUCCUCCCUCUCUCUUUCUUUCCAGAGAGAAUUGCAUUUAGCUCAGGCUGGCCUCUAACUCCACUUGUAGCUGAGGGUGAUAUUGAACUUAUCUUUCUGCCUCCACUUCUCAAGUGCUCCAUUACAGAAUCAUAGCCAUCACAUAGACUUUCUCCAGCUUGGUGAGUCCCCUGUCCUUGAAUUUUCCUUCCUUGAAAUUAUGCAAGAAUGACUAUGUUGGUUCUCUUAGAAAACAACACCAAUAUGCAAACUAACACACAUACAACUAUGAACUUGUAUACUUUUGGAGCUUCUGGUCUGAAGGCCAUCUGCUAGUUGUGAGUAACAUCCUCCCAAUGCAUGUACUAGCCUCAAGUCUAUUUCCUCUCCUGGUAGCUAUAGCCCUACCCACUCAAAAGACUGGUUGGGGGCUAAACUAGUUUGCUAAGGUUCAGAGGGUGCUGAGUGAGUAGCUGCUGGGAUAAUCACUCUAGACCGGCAUGUUUAGAAGCCCAUAGAAAAGCACUUUCAGGUCUGGAAUAAAGGGCACUGGCGGUUUUCUUUCCAGGGUUAAGAAAUAUAUAGAAAUGCUGUAACCAUCUGUCAGGGUAUGGAUUUUGCUGCUUAAAUGGGCUGACCCUUUUCCUCCAACGAACAUCACAGUGCUGCUGUCUUUGCAUUUUAUUUUUGUGGUGUUUGGGAUGGAACCAUGACCUCUUAUAAGUCUUUAGAAAUAAUACCAAGUCUUGCCUCUUUUACUGAACACACAUCAGCAGUUUUUGUUAUAUGUAUUUUAUGUUUAAUACAGAAAUUCCCAAGCGUUGACUUGAACUUUUAAUUCAUUGAGUAGUGAAAUGUCGGUGAUGUACAUUUUAUAUUAAACUUUGGUUUUAAAAAAUACAAUUUACCUUCGGCAUUUUUAAUAUAAUGUAAGCAUGAUGAGUUCUCGGGAGAACAACAGUAUUUUUUUCCCCCUGAAAAACCAUAUGAAGGUAAUUGCCUCCAGUAAUUUUUUUAAAUUGGAAUGGAUACCUAGUAUGUUAAUGUGAACUAUCUUGUGACUAGUACUUCAAUAUUCCGGUACAGUGAGCACCCAUAGACAGCUGAAUUUCAGCAGUCCCAUUUCCCAAGACGGAGAGGACUUGGCGCCAGAGCCUGGCUCCAGCCAGUUUUUCCCCCCGGCAGGUGUAGUCCUAGUGCUCCUUCGGGGGAGGGGAAAAGGGCGGGUGCGGGGUUGAACUGGGACUUGGGACUCGGACCACCGACUGGGCGGGGGCCUACGGACUAGGGUCCGGCCCGCCCCCGCCGCGCCAUUGGCCGCAUCUAUAAAGAAAAGGGCCGGCGGCUGGGGGGACACUCUCAGUGUCACCGGUGAGUUAGACGUAGCCCGGAGAGCAGCGGGAGGUUCGAGCCGGCGCGGACUUGGCGCGUCCCUCUGGGCAUCCCUAGGCUAGCUCCCCAUUCCUGUCUCGAAGUCGGGGAAAGCGGCGUGUCCGGUGGCAGGUAGCGGAGCGCGGGGUCGGUCUGGAGCGCCAUGAGCAGCCCGGAUGCGGGAUACGCCAGUGACGACCAGAGCCAGCCCCGGAGCGCGCUGCCCGCGGUGAUGGCCGGGUUGGGCCCCUGCCCCUGGGCCGAGUCCCUGAGCCCCCUCGGGGACGUAAAGGUGAAAGGCGAAGUGGUGGCGAGUAGCGGACCGCCAGCCGGGACCUCGAGUCGAGCCAAGACUGAGUCUCGCAUCCGGCGGCCGAUGAACGCCUUUAUGGUGUGGGCCAAAGACGAGCGCAAGCGGCUGGCACAGCAGAACCCGGAUCUGCACAACGCAGAGCUGAGCAAGAUGCUAGGCAAGUCCUGGAAGGCAUUGACGUUGGCGGAGAAGCGGCCCUUCGUGGAGGAGGCCGAGCGGCUGCGCGUGCAGCACAUGCAGGAUCACCCCAACUACAAGUACCGGCCGCGGCGGCGCAAGCAGGUGAAGCGCAUGAAGCGGGUGGAGGGAGGCUUCCUGCACGCUCUGGCCGAGCCUCAGGCCGGCGCGCUGGGCCCCGAGGGCGGUCGCGUGGCCAUGGACGGCCUGGGCCUGCCUUUCCCGGAGCCGGGGUUCGCGGCCGGCCCGCCGCUUCUGCCCCCGCACAUGGGCGCCCACUACCGCGACUGCCAGGGCCUAGGCGCCCCUGCGCUCGACGGCUACACUCUGCCCACUCCGGACACAUCCCCGCUGGAUGGCGUGGAGCAGGACCCGGCCUUCUUCGCUGCCCCGCUGCCGGGAGACUGCCCGGCGGCCAGCGCUUACACUUACGCGCAGGUCUCGGACUACACGGUGCCCGCCGAGCCGCCCGCUGGCCCCAUGCGAGUGGGGCCAGAACCCUCGGGUCCCGCGAUGCCGGGGAUCCUGGCGCCCCCCAGCGCCCUGCACCUGUACUACGGCGCCAUGGGCUCCCCCGCCGCAAGCGCGGGGCGCGGUUUCCACGCGCAGCCCCAGCAGCAGCUGCAACCUCAAGCACCUCCGCAGCCGCCGCCGCAGCACCCGGCGCACGGCCCGGGACAGCCUUCACCCCCUCCUGAGGCUCUGCCCUGCCGGGAUGGCACGGACCCCAACCAGACCACCGAGCUCCUAGGGGAGAUGGACCGCACGGAAUUCGAACAGUAUCUGCACUUUGUGUAUAAGCCCGAGAUGGGUCUUCCCUACCAGGGACACGACUGCAGUGUGAACCUCUCGGACAGCCACGGAGCCAUUUCCUCCGUGGUGUCCGACGCUAGCUCGGCUGUCUACUACUGCAACUACCCUGACAUGUGACGGUUGCCCACCCGACCUGCGGGCCAGAAGCAGUGUUACACACUUCCUGGAAGCGCUAAGGAAAUCCUUAGCGUCAAGCUGUUUUGUUUUUAAGUUGCCUUGGCAUAUAAUUUAUGGUAAUUUAUUUUGUCUGCCACUUGAACAGUUGAGGAGCUAUAUGAGAUUUUUUUAAAAAUGUAUCGAGGGACUUGUUCCCCCACACCACUGGUCCAGUUUCAACCAGUUUCUUAAUAUCUCACCAACUUAUUACAUUUCUCGGAAGUGUUUUGAUCCAAAGAAAUUUUGUUCUUCGUGUUUUUUUCAAUCUUCGAAAAUGUUUUGAUGCAAAGAAUUUUUGUCCUGUUUUUUUCAAUUUUAAGAAAAUUAAAAUCUAGAAUCUUUUUAAAAUCAAUCUAUCACAUUGGUUUUAUAGGAAAUUAAUUUAAAAAUACAGUGAACAUUCUACAAUUAGAAGUGUAUAGCUAAUUGUAAAAUUUUCAUUUUCUUAUAAUGGUACACCUAAAUACUUUCAAUAAAUCUUAAAUAUACAGUUGAAAUGUUCAGAUGUGAUAUGAUUGUUCAACUACGAAAACAUUUCUCACAGAAUGAACUUGCUUUGUACACUCCAAAUGAUAUUGAUUCCUAAAAAUAAUGUUGUAAAUGUUUAUAAUUCUGGUUUUUUUUCAGUCAUGGUCUUGAGACCUGCCUAAAGGGACUUUUCAGAUAUAUAUGUUUGUCUUUUCUUCCAAAAGUCUUGGUCCCUCCUUUCACAAAAUUUGCCUUUAACCCCCACAUUUUUAAGAGUCACAGGAACUAAUCAAAAUAAAAUUUGUUUUGUGACUGUUA